Molecule: messenger RNA, 1074 nt
Organism: Nomascus leucogenys (northern white-cheeked gibbon)
Lineage: Eukaryota; Metazoa; Chordata; Mammalia; Primates; Hylobatidae
Product: nuclear pore complex-interacting protein family member B4-like
Exons: 5
Coding region: 1-1074 (357 amino acids)
Cellular component (GO): nucleoplasm
Source: RefSeq, a predicted model, not a curated record
AUGCAAGACGCCUCCCGAGUCUUUUUUCUGCAUGAUUUUCUGACACCAGAGACACCACCCGUUGAGUGUCGCCGGCGACAUGUAUCAUUUCUUCGAGCUGAUGAUUUUAGGAGACGCAAGACACCUCCCAACUCUUUUUUCGUACCUCUUCCACCUUCUCCAGUUGAUGAUUCUCUGAGUCUCAAGACACCUCCCGAGUGUCUUCUGGUACCUCUUCCACCUUCUGCAGUGGAUGAUUUUGUGACACCAGAGACACCUCCCAUCGAGUGUCGCCAGGGACCUUUACCAUCUUCUAGAGUUGAUGAUUUUAGUAGACAGAAGACACCUCCCAACUCUUUUUUCGUACCUCUUCCACCUUCUCCAGGUGAUGAUUCUCUGAGCCUCAAGACACAUCCCGGGUGUCUUCUGGUACCUCUUCCACCUUCUCCAGUUGAUGAUUUUCUGACACCACAGAAACUGCCCGAGUGUCGCCGGGGACCUAUAUCAUUUCAUAGAGCAGAUGAUUUCAGGAGAUGCAAGACGUCUCCCGAGUCUUUUUUUGUACCUCUUCCACCAUCUCCAGUUGAUGAUUCUCUGAGCCUCAAGACACUUCACGGGUGUCUUCUGGUACCUCUUCCACCUUCUCCACUGCAUGAUUUUCUGACACCACAGAAACCGCCCACACUUCCCGAGUGUCUUCUGGUACCUCUUCCACCUUCUGCAGUGCAUGAUUUUCUGACACCAGAGACACCUCCCAUCGAGUGGUGCCUUCAUGAUUCUCUGAGUCUCAAGACACCUCCCGAGUGUCUUCUGGUACCUCUUCCACCUUCUGCAGUGGAUGAUUUUGUGACACCAGAGACACCUCCCAUCGAGUGUCGCCAGGGACCUUUACCAUCUUCUAGAGUUGAUGAUUUUAGUAGACAGAAGACACCUCCCAACUCUUUUUUCGUACCUCUUCCACCUUCUCCAGUUGAUGAUUCUCUGAGCCUCAAGAUACCUCCCGGGUGUCUUCUGGUACCUCUUCCACCUUCUGCAGUUGAUGAUUUUCUGACACCACAGAAACUGCCCGCCGAGUGUCGCCGGGGACCUCCAUGA